This is a messenger RNA of Triticum turgidum subsp. durum (durum wheat), 1665 nucleotides long. The record is from the annotation of a GenBank genome assembly. Lineage: Eukaryota; Viridiplantae; Streptophyta; Magnoliopsida; Poales; Poaceae.
AUGCAUGCAAUCCUUUGGGCUUACAUGGCCUUGGUACUUGUAAGCCCAACAUUUAGCCGCUGUUGGGCCUGUAGGCUGUACCUGAGAACGUAUUCGAUUAUUCGGCCCGCUCGAAUUGUGCGAAAACACUCCCGGAAAUACCAAAGAUUACUCUCGCACCCUUUCCCUUCGUGCUCGACUGGCUUCCCCGUUCGUCUCCCCCAGAUUUCUCACGCCAACACCGCCGAGCUCUCCCCCGGAAGGCCGGAACACGCCUCCUGGUCUCCGUCCCCGGAGGCACGCCACCUCGAAAGAAUCCCCCCUCUCCCACUCGUCGUCGUCCUCCUCCGCCCUACUGGACAGAUCCAUCCGUGCUCGGAUCGCUUCCUUCUGUUGCGUGUGGCCAUGUCUUCUUCAAUGGAGUCAUCAUACCUUCCUGCUACUACUGAGUCAAUUGCAAUGGCUCAGGAGGCUAAGGAUGCUUCAAAGUCAAUUUCGAUCCUUUACCGUGUGAUUCAAGACCCGUCUUCUUCUGCGGAUGCACUGAGAACAAAAGAACUUGCAAUUACUAACCUUACAAAUUACCUCACUGAAGAGAGCAGAGCUGAGGAGUUGCGAAACCUUUUGACCCAGCUCAGGCCGUUUUUCUCACUGAUUCCCAAGGCCAAGACUGCAAAAAUUGUCCGUGGAAUCAUUGAUGCUGUUUCCAAGAUUCCUGGAACAUCUGAUCUCCAGAUCUCGCUGUGCAAAGAGAUGGUGGAAUGGACCCGUGCAGAGAAGCGUACAUUCCUUAGGCAGCGUGUGGAGGCAAGGUUAGCGGCACUUCUGCUAGAGAAUCAAGAGUACACUGAAGCCCUGACUCUCCUGACUGGUCUUAUUAAGGAAGUCAGGAGACUUGAUGACAAGUUGCUCCUUGUGGACAUAGACCUGUUGGAGAGCAAACUCCACUUCUCUCUCAGAAACCUGCCAAAGGCCAAAGCUUCGUUGACUGCUGCAAGGACAGCGGCGAAUGCCAUCUAUGUUCCACCAGCUCAGCAGGGCACUAUUGAUCUGCAGAGUGGAAUCCUUCACGCAGAAGAAAAGGAUUACAAAACUGCUUACAGCUACUUCUUUGAAGCAUUUGAAGCUUUCAAUGCACUGGAUGACCCAAGAGCUAUCUUCAGCUUGAAGUACAUGCUCUUGUGCAAGAUAAUGGUUAACCAAGCUGAUGAUGUUGCUGGAAUAAUCUCAUCUAAGGCUAGCCUAAAAUAUGUUGGUCCGGAUGUUGAUGCUAUGAAAGCUGUAGCUGAUGCCUACUCUAAAAGAUCUCUCAAGUACUUUGAAACUGCCCUCCGCGAUUUCAAAGCCCAGCUUGAGGAGGACCCUAUUGUUCACAGGCAUCUUUCCUCUCUGUAUGAUACCCUCCUGGAGCAGAAUCUCUGCAGGUUGAUUGAGCCCUACUCGAGAGUGGAGAUUGGGCAUGUUGCACAGAUGAUUGAAUUGGCGGUUGAUGAUGUUGAGAAGAAGCUGUCGCAGAUGAUUCUAGACAAGAAAUUUGCUGGUACUCUGGAUCAAGGUGCUGGUUGCCUCAUUAUCUUUGAGGAUCAGAAGACAGAGGCCAUCUUCCCUGCUACACUGGAAACCAUUUCAAAUGUCGGAAAGGUCGUGGACAGUCUUUACAUGAGGUCGGCCAAGAUCAUGGCUUGA